Pseudophryne corroboree (corroboree frog) is the source of this 5023-nucleotide messenger RNA. RefSeq names its product oocyte zinc finger protein XlCOF7.1-like. NCBI's taxonomy places the organism in Eukaryota, Metazoa, Chordata, Amphibia, Anura, Myobatrachidae. Gene Ontology annotation, molecular function: DNA-binding transcription activator activity, RNA polymerase II-specific; RNA polymerase II cis-regulatory region sequence-specific DNA binding. Gene Ontology annotation, biological process: regulation of transcription by RNA polymerase II. The coding region runs from base 203 to 4177 and encodes 1324 amino acids. Gene Ontology annotation, cellular component: nucleus. The record is from RefSeq and is a predicted model, not a curated record. The transcript has 3 exons.
CACAGUAGUGAGGAAGACAUCCCCAUGUGUCAGGAGGACUGAGCAGGACCCAGAGCCUCAUCACGUUGCCUCAACCUCAAUCACUGAUACAUGAGAGACACAAUGACCAGAAGAUACUGGAACUCACCAACAAGAUCAUUCAGCUGCUGACUGGAGAGGAGAGGAGUAUAUAGAGGAACACAGGGGUCUGUACAAGGACGUGAUGAUGGAGAAUCACCGGCCCCUCACAUCACUGGAACAACCUAAAGAUCCUUCUACUCAAUUUAAGGAGGAACCAGUCUCAUGUGAUGGAGGAACCCUCAUAGACAGUGACCUUUAUACACCCACAGAUUAUACACAGGAUUCAUCUACUCAUAUUAAGGAGGAACCAGUCUCAUGUGAUGGAGGAACCCUCACGGACAGUGACAUCUAUACACCCACAGAUCAUACACAGUAUUCAUCUACUCAUAUUAUGGAGGAACCAGUCUCAUGUGAUGGAGGAAACCUCAGAGACAGUGCCAUUUAUACACCCACAGAUCAUACACAGUAUUCAUCUACUCAUAUUAAGGAGGAACCAGUCUCAUGUGAUGGAGGAACCCUCACGGACAGUGACAUCUAUACACCCACAGAUCAUACACAGUAUUCAUCUACUCAUAUUAUGGAGGAACCAGUCUCAUGUGAUGGAGGAAACCUCAGAGACAGUGCCAUUUAUACACCCACAGAUCAUACACAGUAUUCAGCUACUCAUAUUAUGGAGGAACCAGUCUCAUGUGAUGGAGGAGACCUCACAGACCGUGUCAUUUAUACACCCACAGAUCAUACACAGUAUUCAGCUACUCAUAUUAUGGAGGAACCAGUCUCAUGUGAUGGAGGAACCCUCACGGACAGUGACAUCUAUACACCCACAGAUUAUACACAGGAUACAUCUACUCAUAUUAAGGAGGAACCAGUCUCAUGUGAUGGAGGAAACCUCAGAGACAGUGACAUUUAUACACCCACAUAUCAUACACAGUAUACAUCUACUCAUAUUAUGGAGGAACCAGUCUCAUGUGAUGGAGGAAACCUCAGAGACAGUGACAUUUAUACACCCACAGAUCAUACACAGUAUUCAGCUACUCAUAUUAUGGAGGAACCAGUCUCAUGUGAUGGAGGAACCCUCACGGACAGUGACAUCUAUACACCCACAGAUUAUACACAGGAUACAUCUACUCAUAUUAAGGAGGAACCAGUCUCAUGUGAUGGAGGAAACCUCAGAGACAGUGACAUUUAUACACCCACAGACCAUACACAGUAUACAGCUACUCAUAUAAAGGAGGAACCAGUCUCAUUUGAUGGAGGAACCCUCACGGACAGUGACAUUUAUACACCCACAGAUCAUACACAGUAUACAGCUACUCAUAUAAAGGAGGAACCAGUCUCAUGUGAUGGAGGAACCCUCACGGACAGUGUAAUUUAUACACCCACAUAUCAUACACAGUAUACAUCUACUCAUACAAAGGAGGAACCAGUCUCAUGUGAUGGAGGAAACCUCACAGACAGUGACAUUUAUACACCCACAGAUCAUACACAGUAUACAUCUCAUAUUAAGGGGGAACCAGUCUCAUGUGAUGGAGGAACCCUCACGGACAGUGACAUUUAUACACCCACAGAUCAUGCACAGUAUACAGCUACUCAUAUAAAGGAGCAACCAGUCUCAUGUGAUGGAGGAACCCUCACGGACAGUGUCAUUUAUGCACCCACAGAUCAUACACAGUAUACAUCUCAUAUUAAGGAGGAACAAGUCUCAUGUGAUGGAGGAACCCUCACAGACAGUGACAUUUAUACACCCACAGAUCACACACAGGAUACAGCUACUCAUAUUAAGGAGGAACCAGUCUCAUGUGAUGGAGGAAACCUCACAGACGGUGACAUUUAUACACUCACAGAUCAUACACAGUAUACAGCUACUCAUAUUAAGGCAGAAUCCAUAUUAUGUGAUGGAGGAGACCUCAUAGACACUGACAUUUAUACACCCACAGAUCACACACAGGAUACAGCUACUCAUUUUAAGGAGGAACCAGUCUCAUGUGAUGGAGGAACCCUCAUAGACACCAACAUUUAUAUACCCACAGAUCAUACACAGUAUACAGCUACUCAUAUGAAGGAGGAACCAGUCUCAUGUGAUGGAGGAACCCUCAUAGACACCAACAUUUAUACACAGUUUACAGCUACUCAUAUUAAGGAGGAACCAGUCUCAUGUGAUGGAGGAACCCUCACAGACACCAACAUUUAUACACCCACAGGUCAUACACAGUAUACAGCUACUCAUAUUAAGGAGGAACCAGUCUCAUGUGAUGGAGGAACCCUUAUAGACACCAACAUUUAUACACCCACAUAUCAUACACAGGAUACAUCUACUCAUAUUAUGGAGGAACCAGUCUCAUGUGAUGGAGGAACCCUCAUAGACACCAACAUUUAUACACCCACAGAUCAUACACAGUAUACAGCUACUCAUAUUAAGGAGGAACCAGUCUCAUGUGAUGGAGGAACCCUCAUAGACACCAACAUUUAUACACCCACAGAUCAUACACAGUAUACAGCUACUCAUAUUAUGGAGGAACCAAUCUCAUGUUAUGGAGGAACCCUCAUAGACACUGACAUUUAUACACGCACAGGUCAUACACAGUAUACAGCUACUCAUAUUAUGGAGGAACCAGUCUCGUGUGAUGGAGGAACCCUCACAGACACCAACAUUUAUACACCCACAGAUCAUACACAAUAUACAGCUACUCAUAUAAUGGAGGAACCAGUCUCAUGUGAUGGAGGAACCCUCAUAGACAGUGACAUCUAUACACCCACAGAUCAUACACAAUAUACAGCUACUCAUUUUAUGGAGGAACCAAGACCAUCUACCAAUGGUGAAAGGUGUGACAAACUUCAGACAAAAAAAAGGAGUAAUCAAUCUAAAGACAAAUCUUAUUCCUGCGCUGAAUGUGGGAAGUAUUUUACAAGAAAGGAGCACUUAGUUCUGCAUCAACGAACUCACUCAGGGGAGAGGCCGUAUCUGUGCUCUGAGUGCGGGAAACAUUUCAGAAGUAAAUCAUAUCUUGUGCAACAUCAGAGAAUCCACAGUGGAGAGAAACCAUAUUCUUGCUCUGAAUGUGGGAAAUGUUUCAUCAGUUCUUCAGACUUGAUAAAGCAUCAGAGAGUCCAUAUAGCAGCCAAACCCUUUCCUUGCUCUCAUUGUCGGAAAUGUUUUACCAGUAAAUCUGCUUUGAAAAACCAUCAAAGACUCCACACAGGAGAGAAACUGUAUCCCUGCUCUGAGUGUGGGGAGCGGUUUUUCAGUAAAGCGCCCCUGAUGAAGCACCAGAAAUGUCACAUGGUAGUAAAACCAUAUUCAUGUUCAGAAUUUGGAGAAUAUAGUGGUGAAUUAGACUUGGAAAAGCAUCAGGGACUUACUACAGGAGAGAGACCAUAUCCUUGCUCUGAGUGUGGGAAAUGUUAUAGACGCAAAUCAUAUCUUAUUGAACAUCAGAGAAUUCACACAGGAGAGAAACCAUUUUCUUGCUCUGAAUGUGGAAAACGAUUUACAACUACAUCAGGUCUAAUACAGCAUCAUAAGAUUCAUACCGGAGCAAAAUUAACUUUGUUCUGUGAGUGUGGUAAAUGUUUUACAUGUGAAUCGUUUUUGACAAACCCACACAAAGAAAAGAAACUGUAUCCUUGCUCUGAGUGUGGGAAAAGUUAUAGCCGCAAAUCACAUCUUGAUGCACAUCAGAGAAGUCACACAGGAGAGAGGCCAUUUCCGUGCUCUGAAUGUGGGAAAAGAUUUGUCACUAUGUCACGUCUGAGACAGCAUCAGAAAAUGCACACAGGAGCCAAGCCCUAUUCCUGCCCUGAGUGUGGGAAAUGUUAUUCCUACAGCUCCGGUCUGAAGAAGCAUCGGAGACGCCAUACAGGAGAGAAACCGUUUUCCUGUUCUGAGUGUGGUAAAUGUUUUAUCAAUAAAUCUGGUCUGGAAAUGCACCAGAUGCUUCAUACCGGAGAGAAGCCUUAUUCCUGCACUGAGUGUGAUAGAUCUUAUACCAGCCAAUCAGCUCUGAGUAAGCAUUGGAGGCUCCAUACAGGAGAGAGGCCGUAUUCCUGCUCCAAGUGUGGGAAAACUUAUGCCUGCCACUCAGGUCUGAAGAAGCAUCAGAGGCUCCAUACAGGAUAGAGGCCGUAUUUCUGCUCCAAGUGUGGGAAAUCUUAUGCCUGCCACUCAGGUCUGAAGAAGCAUCAGAGGCUCCAUACAGUAUAGAGGCCGUAUUCCUGCUUCAAGUAUCGGAAAUCGUAUGCCUACCACUCAGGUCUGAAGAAGAAGCAUCAGAGGCUCCAUACAGUAUAGAGGCCGUAUUCCUGCUUCAAGUGUGGGAAAUCUUAUGCCUGCCACUCAGGUCUGAAGAAGAAGCAUCAGAGACUCCAUACAGGAUAGAGGCUGUAUUCCUGCUCCAAGUGUGGAAAAACUUAUGCCUGCCACUCAGGUCUGAAGACGAAGCAUCAGAGGCACCAUACAGGAUAGAGGCCGUAUUCCUGCUCCAAGUGUGGGAAAUCUUAUUCCUGCCACUCAGGUCUGAAGAAGCAUCAGAGGCUCCAUACAGGAUAGAGGCCGUAUUUCUGCUCCAAAUGUGGGAAAUCUUAUGCCUGCCACUCAGGUCUGAAGAAGCAUCAGAGGCUCCAUACAGUAUAGAGGCCGUAUUCCAGCUUCAAGUGUGGGAAAUCUUAUGCCUACCAGUCAGGUCUGAAGAAGAAGCAUCAGAGGCUCCAUACAGGAUAGAGGCCGUAUUCCUGCUCCAAGUGUGGGAAAUCUUAUGCCUACCACUCAGGUCUGAAGAAGCAUCAGAUGCUCCAUACAGGAUAGAGGCCGUAUUUCUGCUCCAAGUGUGGGAAAUCUUAUGCCUGCCACUCGGGUCUGAAGAAGAAGCAUCAGAGGCACCAUACAGGCUAGAGGCCGUAUUCCUGCUCCAAGUGUGGGAAAUCUUAUGCCUACCAGUCAGGUCUGAAGAAGCAUCAGAGGCUCCAU